This is a messenger RNA of Mytilinidion resinicola, 474 nucleotides long. RefSeq lists its product as uncharacterized. Lineage: Eukaryota; Fungi; Ascomycota; Dothideomycetes; Mytilinidiales; Mytilinidiaceae. The transcript has 2 exons. The record is from RefSeq and is a predicted model, not a curated record. The annotation marks the transcript as partial.
AUGUCAUACCGAACCAUCUACCUUCUUGCGUUUCGCAGACUGUCUAGUCAGCGCGCCCAUUUCUCUAUAUGGGUUCCGUAUCAGGAGGGUGGUGAAACGGGCACCGCUAUUCAUGUCAUCGGCACUCCGAUGAGCGGAUACAGUCUGGAAUUCAAACGUGCAUAUAAACCAGAGUAUACCGAGGAGCCGAAAGAAAUGUUCGCAAUCGGGCAGAUCAAUGCGGAAAACGUUCAUGACUGGCCCGGAACAAGACAAGAUGACUCAACGCCGAUAGGUAAUCUUGAGGUUGUUGCAGCUCAGAUACCGCCACCUAGGAAAAGCCAAAACUUCUUGGCGCCUGUGAAUGAUACUACGAACCGUCGAUGUCAAGAGUGGACCACCGACUUCAUUCGCCGCCUCGUUGAAACCCAAUACCUCGACAGCUCUGUACUAGAUCAAGUCCAAGCGAGGCGAGACCCACCAACCCAUGGCGUC